Messenger RNA from Thunnus maccoyii (southern bluefin tuna), 2086 nucleotides. RefSeq names its product nuclear factor 7, ovary-like. The transcript has a single exon. Lineage: Eukaryota; Metazoa; Chordata; Actinopteri; Scombriformes; Scombridae. Gene Ontology annotation, molecular function: protein binding; zinc ion binding. The record is from RefSeq and is a predicted model, not a curated record. The coding region runs from base 276 to 1691 and encodes 471 amino acids.
UCACUGAGGGGAGAGACACACAGUGUGAGAAAGACGACUCACUGUCAGAAAAAACAACUUUUGCGCUCCUGCUAAGAGAGGAUUGCUACAGGAGGGAGUUCUGGGAAUAUUGAAAUUCUUGGAAUGCUGCCAGUUCAGCACUAAACAUUGGUCAAGAGAGGAAAAAAAACACUGCUCAAAGUGAAACUAACUUCCAGGAAAUGUUUUGGAGGAGGGGCUGAAACCAUUCUGCGCUGACUCACUGCUGUCUGCCUGCUGUGUGAUCACUUCCACUCAUGGAUUCUGCAUCUUAUUUUAUUGAGAGAGACCUCUCGUGUCCGGUCUGCCAGGACAUUUUCAAAGAUCCUGUUCUCCUGUCGUGCAGCCACAGCUUCUGUAAAAGCUGCCUGCAGAGCUGGUGGAAGGAGAAACGAAUCCACGAGUGUCUAAUUUGUAAAAGGAGAUCGUCGAGGAGCGACCCGCCUUCUAACUUGGUGUUAAAGAAUCUGUGUGAGGCCUUCUUAGUGGAGAGAGAUCGGAGAGCUUCGGAGGUUCUCUGCAGCCUCCACUUUGAAAAACUCAAGCUUUUCUGUCUGAACCAUCAGCAGGCGGUGUGCGUUGUCUGUCGAGAUUCAGAAAAACACACCGGCCACAGAUUCAGACCUAUUGAUGAAGCUGCAAAGGAUCACAGGGGAAAACUCAAAGAAUCUCUCAAGCCGUUGCAGGAGAAACUGAAGUUCCUAAGUCAAGUAAAAGGAAACUGUGACCUAACAGCACAACACAUUAAGGUCCAGACUCAACAAACAGAGAGGCAGAUUAAAAAGGAGUUUAAGAAGCUUCACCAGUUUCUAAAAGGGGAAGAGGAAGCCAGGAUAGCUGCUCUCCGGAAGGAAGAGGAGCAGAAGAGUCAGAUUGUGAAGGAAAAGAUAGAGGCUCUGAGCAGAGAGAUAGCAGCUCUUUCACACACAGUCAGAGCCACAGAGGAAGAGCUGAGAGCUGCAGACGUCUCCUUCUUGCAGAACUACAAGGCUGCAGUGGAAAGAGUCCAGCUGCGCUCCCUGCACCAUGAUCCACAGCUGCUCUCAGGAGCUCUGAUAGACGAGGCGAAACACCUGGGCAACCUGACCUUCAACAUCUGGAACAACAUGAAGGAGAUGGUCUCCUACACUCCUGUGAUUCUGGACCCAAACACUGCUGGUUCGGAACUGAUCCUGUCUGAUGAUCUGAGCAGUGUGAGAUGGGGGCAGAGACAGCAGCUUCCUGAAACCCCAGAAAGGAUUACGCACCUCAGCUAUGUACUGGGCUCAAAAGGUUUCAACUCAGGGACUCACAGCUGGGUUAUUGAGGUUGGGGACAAUGAGUACUGGGAGCUGGGUGUGCUGGCAGGGUCUGUCCAGAGGAAGGAAAAUGUCCCAUCUGGACUUUGGAGAAUACGAUUCUACAAUGGUAAAUACAGAGCAUGCUCUAUGUCAGACACAGAGCCUGACACUGAUCUCCCAGUGAAGAGGACAUUCCAGAGGAUCAGAGUGCAUCUGGACUGGGAUAAAGGACUGUUGUCAUUCUCUGAUUCUGAUACUAACACACACAUACACACCUUCACACACACUUUCACUGACACGCUGUUCCCUUACAUUAACUCUGUUAAUGAACUCCCACUGAAAGUAUUACCACUGAAGGUCCAACACCGUUUCUACACAGGAGGAUUAGUGUGAGCAGCAUGUUAGCAGAGCAGCAGCAGAGUGCUGAAUGCUCUGUUAGUGUCUACACAGGAUGCGUUCAGGCACAGUAGCCCAACACACAACUACUAUAGUUAAGCACAAAAAAACGAAAGAAAAUAGACUUGAAGUGUAAAGAUACGCUCGGGGUUGCAUUUACAGAUGCAUUUACAGUGACACAUGAGCCGUUGUGCUGCCAGUGUAGACAGCUGUGUUGAUUAAAAUAGAAGUGUAGCUGUUCUGUCAGACGUGGGUGAGAAGGAUGAUUCAAAAAUGCGUCUGAAAUGCGUUCUGCGUAGAAACAGUCAGUUAUAGUAAAGUGCGACCAGUGGUUGAAGAAGUACUCAGAUCCUUUGCUUAAGGAAGAGUGGCAAUACAUCAAUGUAAAAAUA